Messenger RNA from Gymnogyps californianus (California condor), 1211 nucleotides. It is a transcript of the gene MAB21L1, whose product is annotated as mab-21 like 1. Lineage: Eukaryota; Metazoa; Chordata; Aves; Accipitriformes; Cathartidae. The coding region runs from base 26 to 1105 and encodes 359 amino acids. The transcript has a single exon. The record is from RefSeq and is a predicted model, not a curated record.
AUACAAUCCGGAUCUCUGCCCCAACAUGAUCGCGGCCCAGGCCAAGCUGGUGUAUCAUCUGAAUAAAUACUACAACGAGAAAUGCCAAGCCAGGAAAGCUGCCAUCGCCAAAACGAUCCGAGAAGUCUGCAAAGUGGUGUCGGACGUGCUGAAGGAGGUGGAGGUGCAGGAGCCUCGCUUCAUCAGUUCCUUGAACGAGAUGGACAAUCGCUACGAGGGGUUGGAAGUUAUCUCCCCCACGGAGUUCGAAGUCGUGCUGUAUCUGAACCAAAUGGGGGUUUUCAACUUCGUGGACGACGGCUCCUUGCCGGGCUGCGCUGUGUUAAAGUUAAGCGACGGGCGCAAGAGGAGUAUGUCCCUCUGGGUGGAGUUCAUCACGGCGUCUGGCUACCUCUCCGCUCGCAAAAUCCGGUCCAGAUUUCAGACUCUGGUGGCUCAAGCCGUGGAUAAGUGCAGUUACAGAGACGUGGUAAAGAUGGUGGCGGACACUAGCGAAGUGAAGCUGAGAAUCAGGGACAGGUACGUCGUGCAGAUCACUCCGGCGUUCAAAUGCACGGGGAUCUGGCCGCGGAGUGCUGCCCACUGGCCGCUUCCCCACAUCCCCUGGCCGGGACCCAACAGGGUGGCGGAGGUCAAGGCGGAAGGCUUCAACCUCUUAUCCAAGGAGUGCCACUCUCUGGCCGGCAAGCAGAGCUCGGCCGAGAGCGAUGCCUGGGUGCUGCAGUUCGCGGAAGCCGAGAACAGACUGCAGAUGGGCGGCUGCAGGAAGAAAUGCCUCUCUAUCCUCAAAACCUUACGGGACCGGCACCUGGAGCUGCCGGGCCAGCCCCUGAAUAAUUAUCACAUGAAGACUCUGGUUUCCUACGAAUGCGAAAAGCAUCCCCGCGAAUCGGACUGGGACGAGUCGUGCCUGGGGGACCGGCUCAACGGGAUUUUACUGCAGCUCAUCUCCUGCCUCCAGUGCAGGAGGUGCCCGCAUUACUUCUUGCCCAACUUAGACCUCUUUCAGGGCAAACCUCACUCGGCCCUGGAAAACGCGGCCAAACAAACGUGGCGACUGGCUAGGGAAAUACUUACCAACCCGAAAAGUUUGGAGAAACUUUAGAGGGUAACUAUAAAACCGGCCUGACCGAUAAAUCUGCUUAUUUCCCGGUGAAGUUUAAGCUGCCUCUUCGAAAAGUCAAAUAUUUCCACUUCACAAUGCAAAUGAU